Molecule: messenger RNA, 1598 nt
Organism: Bradysia coprophila
Lineage: Eukaryota; Metazoa; Arthropoda; Insecta; Diptera; Sciaridae
Product: endoglucanase E-4-like
Biological process (GO): carbohydrate metabolic process
Molecular function (GO): hydrolase activity, hydrolyzing O-glycosyl compounds
Source: RefSeq, a predicted model, not a curated record
UCAAUGCUCUAGAUAAUUAACGGUGCCUAAUCAGCAUUGCUGGAGAAUAAUGAUUUUCGUUUUAUUAAACUCUGUGAAGCGAAAGGAAAUAAUUGGUCAAGACAAUGAAAUUUUUCGUAAUUCUUUUUUACUUGUCCGUGCAAAUGAUUAUUAGGUUGGCUACCGCUGACGAUUACAAUUACGCCGAGGCUAUAGAGAAAUCUUUAUUGUUCUACGAAGCACAGAGGAGCGGAAAAUUGCCAGCUGAUAAUAGGAUACCAUGGCGAGGAGAUACAUUCCUCACUGAUAUAGGAGAAGAUGGUGAAAAUUUGUCAGGAGGAUACUUUGAUGCUGGAGAUCAUGUUAAAUUUCAAUUUCCUGCUGCUUCCGCAAUGACCUAUCUGGCUUGGGGUAUGUUAGAUUCUAUGGAGGGAUAUCAAAAGGCAGGACAGCAGGAACAUGCACUGGCUUGUUUGAAAUGGGGAAUGGACUACUUUAUAAAGGUACAUCCAUCUCCAAAUGUGUUAUACGUACAAGUAGGAAACGGUACAGAAGAUCAUCGGUUUUGGGGACGACCAGAAGAUUGGAACGGAAGUGAUCCUCGGCCUACGUUAAAGGCAACGACAACAAAACCAGCGUCUGACGUUGCUGGCGAGUCAUCAGCAGCUAUGGCAGCUGCCUCUAUGGUUUUUAGGCAGUAUGGAAAUGUUGAGUACGCCGAUAUUCUGCUAACGCAUGCCAAACAAUUGUACAAUUUUGCUACUAUGUAUCGAGGCCUGUACAGUGAUUCAUUUCCGGAAGUCAAAGAAUUUUACAAUUCAAACAGUUACGAAGACGAACUACUCUGGUCAGCUGCUUGGUUGUACAGAGCAACUGGCGAGAUCAGCUAUAAGAAUGACUAUGCAAAAUGGUGGACAGAAUUUAACUUAAAUUACACUCCCGAACGAGCAGAUUGGAGUUCUAAAUUAGCUCAAGCCCAAGUUCUACUAGCUAAGAUUGAUGGAUCCGUGCAAUAUACAACGGCAGCUCGGACGUUCUGUGAUAAGUUUGUGUACAACACACCAACUACACCGAAUGGCCUAGUCUUUAUUAGCAUAUGGGGAUCACUUCGCCACAUAUCGAAUGUCGUCUAUGUAUGUCUGCAAGCUGCAAAUAUCGGCAUCAACAGUGAACCUUAUCGACAAUUCGCUAAAAAUCAAAUGGGCUACAUACUCGGUGACACUGGAAGGAGUUUUGUCGUUGGCUUCGGUAAAGAUCCACCAGCAAGCCCACAUCACCGUGCUGCCUCAUGUCCCGACCGACCAGCCGUAUGCGACAAUAACGCUUUAUCAUCGCCCGAACCAAAUCCACAGAUUUUGAUUGGGGCUAUUGUAGGUGGACCAAAUAUGACUGAUCAAUACGUCGAUGAUCGUGAGGAUUAUGUACAAAAUGAAGUCACGAUUGACUAUAAUGCAGCGUAUCAAUCAUCAAUUGCCGAACUUUGUAAAUUAUAUUGCUCCGGUGCAGGCACAACAACAGUGGGAUCCUUUUAUUUUUUCGGCGUAGUUUUGUUUGGCAUCAUCAAUUUUGUAAAUAAACAAUUGUAACGGUACGCGUUAAGAUCCUUUAGCGAUAAUCAU